Molecule: messenger RNA, 1949 nt
Organism: Anguilla anguilla (European eel)
Lineage: Eukaryota; Metazoa; Chordata; Actinopteri; Anguilliformes; Anguillidae
Product: major histocompatibility complex class I-related gene protein-like
Exons: 8
Coding region: 111-1775 (554 amino acids)
Biological process (GO): immune response
Cellular component (GO): external side of plasma membrane
Source: RefSeq, a predicted model, not a curated record
GAAACACCCCCUGGGUGAAAUCACAUGACACGACAGCCAGCCGUCCUGUCAUCUAACAAGUCUAUACUAAUGGACCAGGGUGGAUAUAGUUUUUGAAGUUGUUUUGUAAAAUGUUUCGCAUUUAUAGCAUUUUAUUGUUUUCGGUCAUUGUUCGGCGCACGGUGGUGUCAGUUAAUCACUCCCUUCUAGGUACCUACAUUGCAGUGAAUUCUGAUGAGUUCACUUGUGUCCUGUGGCUCGAUGGCGAAGCAGUCGACUCCUACAGUAGCAAUGGCACGGACAGCGUGCCGCAUAGAAACUGGAUGCGUGAAGGAAGAGGCCGUUCUCUGUGGAAGUCUGUCAAACGCCUUAAUAUGGAGCACUGGAACAGAGGCAGAACUGACAUCUUAAAAAAUUACACAGGACUUAACAUGUCUGGUGCUGCUGUCCUGCAGGGGAGGUUUGGCUGUGAGAUCGAGCGAAACCCUGACUCUGGUGUAAGACUUAUGAGGACCUUUGCUCAGUACGGAUGGAAUGGAGAAGACUUCCUGUCCUUCAGCCUCAGCAGGCUUCAGUGGGAGGCUUCAGCAGGAUCUGCUGUCCCCAUGAAGAGGAAGUGGAACAGGGACCAGGACAUCACCAUGGAAACUAAUAACUACAUAGAGCACACCUGUGUGAUUCAUCUGUUGGACAGUUUGUCUUUUGAAGCAGAGGAGAGCCAGGAGACAGUUAGUCACUCCCUUCUAGGUACCUACACUGCAGUGAAUUCUGAUGAGUUCACUUGUGUCCUGUGGCUCGAUGGGGAAGCAGUCGACUCCUACAGUAGCAAUGGCAUGGACAGCGUGCCCCGUAGAAACUGGAUGCGUGAAGGAAGAGGCCGUUCUCUGUGGAAGUCUGUCAAACAGCGUAAUAUGGAGCACUGGAACAGAGGCAGAACUGACAUCUUAAAAGAAUACACAGGACUUAACAUGUCUGGUGCUGCUGUCCUGCAGGGGAGGUUUGGCUGUGAGAUUGAGCUAAACCCUGACUCUGUAAGUCGUACGAGGACCUUUGCUCAGUAUGGAUGGAACGGAGAAGACUUCCUGUCCUUCAACCUCAGCAGGCUUCAGUGGGAGGCUUCAGCAGGAUCUGCUGUCCCCAUGAAGAGGAAGUGGAACAGGGACCAGGACAUCACCAUGGAAACUAAGAAAUACAUGGAGGACAUCUGUGUGAUUGAUCUGUUGGACAGUUUGUCUUUUGAAGCAGAGGAGAGCCAGGAGACAGCUCAGCCCACAACUGCAGUAUUCGCUAAGAGAUACUGGGACCCUGAGAAGGUUAUUCUGACCUGCCUAGUUUCAGGAUUUCACUGCAGAGACAUGACGGUGGAGGUUUAUCGGGAUGAUGACAUCAUCACUGAAGAAGACGGCCUUUUGUCUUCUUGGAUCAGACCAAACGGGGAUGGGACCUGCCAGCUGAGAAAGAGUCUGGACAUCUCUAACAGCAUUGAGGCAUCGUAUAGCUGUGAAGUCCAGUUCAGAAGUCUUAAACAACUGGUCAAAUGGGAUGGGAAGAUAUGGGACCGGGCUGAGCUAAAACAAAACAAUGAGACUGGACAUUAUUACCACCAGUUGCUUUGGGAUGUACUUUCUUUUGUCAUUGGUUUCUCACCUGUGUUUUCACAUGUCAUACAUUACAUGACACUGAGGCACAGAUGGCACACACAGCGCACAGAGGACUCUGGAUGCUUCAGCCAUUUUUUGGCAUGCAGAUGUAACUCAGAAGGAAUGAAACCCAGCUCAGUGGAUUCAUCGUCUUGAUGCCACAAGAUAAUGACCUUUGUAGUGCAAUAAGGUACUGCUAGACUCCAGCAACACCAUAAAGAGACCGUGCAGCUGGAAGGCCAGUCAACAGCAAUAUGAAGGACAGAACACGUCUCCUGUCUGUUCUGGCCCCACGAUGGUGGAAUGACCUCCCCGUGGAGGUCAGAACGG